Molecule: messenger RNA, 1294 nt
Organism: Maylandia zebra (zebra mbuna)
Lineage: Eukaryota; Metazoa; Chordata; Actinopteri; Cichliformes; Cichlidae
Source: RefSeq, a predicted model, not a curated record
UCCUGCCUCCUCUCCCUCCCUCUCUGUGUUUCUUUCCAUCACUCUGUCUUUGUGUUGUCGCUCGCCGGGUUCUCCAGACCGUGAAGACCCGCCCCUCCCUCUGCUCCAUCACGUCCACUCGCCACCUGCUGCUGGCUGGAUGUUGACGACUGUCAGCAGGUAGACAGACGGACGGAGGGGCAGGCAGGAGCAGCAGCUGCUGAGAGCCAUCAUGAAGCUGGUUUUGCUCCUCCUGCUGGUGACGGAGGCAUCCUGCAGGUCUCACAGCUCUGGGUGUGAGAAGGGCUGUGACUGUCUUGGAGACCUCAAGUUCACCAUAUGCUCAAGGGCUUCCUUCACACGGCUCCCCAGCCGAGUGCCUCCCAACACUGAACGCCUCGACCUGUCUGACAACUGGAUCUCCAUCAUCCCCGAACGCACCUUCAACACCACUCGCAAACUACGGGUACUCCUGCUGCAGAACAACAACAUCAGCGUGGUGGAGGAUGGGGCCUUCUCACAACUGGAGUUCCUCCAGAAGCUGGAUCUGAGCUGGAACCAGAUCACCACUCUCUCUGAGGGAUUCUCCAUUGGCCUAGCCUCACUGCAGGAGCUGCAGCUGUCCCACAACCGACUGACCACCCUGGGCAGCCGGACCUUCCGGCACCUGGACAGCAUCCAGCGAUUAAACCUGACCAACAACAGCAUCCAGACCAUUCAGAUGAGGUCGUUCUCCUCAAUGAGCCUCCUCCGACAGCUCCACCUGCAGGACAACCAGCUGACGUCUCUGAGGAGUGGCACUUUCUCCAUGCUGCGCUCUCUCGAAGUCCUCAACCUGGCCGGAAACCAGAUCAGUGAGGUGGAGACUGGUGUCUUCAAGCCACUUGCCAGCUUGACGUUACUCAACAUUGCCAAGAACCAGCUGACCACCAUCUGCUUCAAGACUUUCCUGAGCAUCCACACCUACAGCACCCACCUCCUGCUGGAGGGGAACCCCUGGAACUGCGACUGUGACCUGCAGAGAGUUUUCCGGAAGCUGCACAGCAUCCAGCGGCUCUUCCUGGAUGACUACUACAACCUGACAUGCAGUUCGCCACCUGACCUCCAGGGCUACCUUCUGAUAAACGUGGAUGAUGAGCUGUGCAUUGCUGAGACGGUCACUGUGCUCAUCAUAACCAUCACCGUCAUCAUCACCCUGCUGGCUGCCAUGCUGAUGGGUGAGAGAAAGAGGAGGAGGAGGAAGAAGAAGGGAUUCCACUGGACGCAGCAGGGAGACUUUCAGACGAGUCUGGGUGUAACUAGUGACAUUGAGUAA